AUGCUGUUUCCGUGUGCCCCAUAUGAAGUAGUUCAAUUUACAAUCAAGAAAUUAUCAUUCUCGGGAAAGUGGGGACUAACGUUAGAUGAGUUGUGGGCGUUCAUUCAAACCAAAUUUAACCAACAAGAUCAAUUGGAUGAAUUUCAAAAACAAUUAAUAUGGCAAUGGUUAUUUGUUGCGGAGGAUGAGGAAGGAAAUUCAGAGAGUGCUAAAAUAUAUGUCACCUAUAAUAAUAGCCCAGUCACGGCGAAUAGCGAUUACAAGAUAUUUGUUGCCAGUUAUGACGAUUUAACUAACAUUCGAGUACUUCCAGAACAGGAAACCCAAGUGCUCUAUUUGACAGGAAUUACCAACAACAAAAAGUUCUUAUCAUCCCUUGGUGACAAACCAUAUGAGUUACUACAAGAGAUUGCCAAACACGGAAGCAAAGGUAUAUGGGCCCCAACUUUAAUUGAUAUAACUGGUCAGGACAACAGAUCAUUGACGGGAAGACUCAAUAAGUUGGAAGAGUGGAGACUCAUUUACAGGGAGAAAAGAUUUUUUACAGAAAAGAAGGUACAUUCCAGUUGGAUUGUGCACAUAAAGUUUGCUUCAAUAUCUGAAAAGUCUGAGGAUAAACAACAGAAGAAAAAAACUGACCACACAAACGUCGAACCCGUUGAAUCAGACAGCAAUGGGAGUAAAAGCAAAGAUGAAGAGAAUGAUGAAGAUGGCAAUAUUAGCAAGUAUUGGAAGUUUCGUGAAAAUUUGAAAAAUGUUAUUGUUGAGUCCUGUAAGAAUGCUCCACAUUCAAUCAGAGUAUUCAGAGAUUUGAAAAGAGAAUUGCGCAUGCAUCAAACAAGAUCGUUAUCAAAUUUGUUUCGUUCAAUUCUUAAUGCUCUCCACGAUGAAGGAGUUAUAGAAAAGGUGAAUAUCAAAGACGAAGAGACAAGUAGAUUGAUCUAUGCUAUAAAGUAUUUAAAAGAUCGCCAAGAUCUGAAGUUAAAUAUGGAAACUGAAUUUCUGGAGAUGCCUCAAUUGGGUGACAAUGGCGAAGAUCAAGAAGAUGGUGAUGAUGAUGACGAGGAUGAUGACGAAGCUAGGUUUGUUCCUUCCUUCAAUGUCAUGUUUCCUCUUGCGUCACAAUUGUAUCAGUACAUCUAUGAUUCAAAACUGGAUGGUAUUUCGUCGAGACAAAUACUUCUGCUGGUUUUAGGUCAGCCUAGAAAUAGGUUAGUAGAAAGAUUUUUUGAGAUAUUUCCAAGCUAUCAGUUGAAAGGACAGGCGUUGCAGCCUUUGAGGGUAUAUCCUGAUGAAAAUGACAAAACUGGAGUAGUCAGGAUUGUUGAAGCCGAGGGUAAAAUCAAGUUUUACAAAUACUGUGCUCGGGAAAAUAUUGAUUCAGUUACUGUCACGAAACAUAAAAAAGCAAGACCGGUUUUAAAAACAAUAGCUAAUGUCGAUUUCAAAGCAUUAAAUAAAAUGCUAUUUGUGAAAGACAGAAAAAAGAAACAGAUACAAUUGUUUGAUACUCCUGAGAAAUUAUACCCAGCUAUAAAGAUGUUACGGGAUGCCAACUAUAAACAACGUGAAGAUGAACAAGAUGAACACCCUGUUGACAAGUCAAUGGUAGCUCCUCCGAAAAUUGUUAAAACUAAAGUAUCUAAAGUGGAUGAAGUUGUUACUGCCGAUACGGUACUGCCUAAGACGGACAAGCCACCUUUGUCGAAGCGGAAAGUAUCCAAGGAAUCACCCAAAACUACUUUCAAGAAAAGAAAGGUUGAAACUUCUACUGAAAACGACAUUAUAACAUGUUUGCGAAGGUCUGCACGUUCGGCUAGAAAGCCCCCAAUAAAAAUCGAAGAUGAUGUGUUGGUGGAUGAGGUGGACAAUGAUUACACUGAAGUUGACAAUCAAGAUGAAAUAGAAGUGUUGGAAAAAGAAGAUGAACUGGACGUGAAAGUGGAAUUGGACCAUGAUAGUGAUGAUAUAAUUACUGUAGAGGGGCUUCUGACGACAGAAAGUAGGUUAAAUAAAACAGGCAACCUUGAAAAUGGACCGGUUUCCUUGAGUCUGACUGGUAAACGGGUACGGAAGUACAGCCGAAGAAAAGGUUUUCAAACAACUAAUUUUGGUGACGAUGUACAAGGUGAACUGCGAAGGGAUAUGAUUGUCGAAUUAGUUGAGUCAAAAGGUGGGAUUGUAAUUUUUGACGCAAAUGUGACAAGAGAAUUGGACAAAAAGUUAGAAAGCACUACAAUAACAGAUAAAAGGACAAUCCAAAGAGAUAUAGAAAAGUUACAAAAAAGUGGCAUGAUUGAGUUUGAACUUAUACCUCUGACAAAAGGUGGGCAGCCAAUUACCAGAUUAUUAAUAUAUUCCAAAGAAGAAAGAUUAAAACCUAGUGACGAUGUGAUCGAGGACUACAGAAAAUCAUGCUCAAAGGAUUGGAGCUCUGCUGCUCAAUCCAAGAAAUCCUUUAGUAAUGCCAGCUUGAGAACUAUUGAAUCAAAGUAUGCACUCUUUAAAAUUGAAAGUCCAUUUGACAGGAAAGGCCUGAAAAGAUUGGAAUCUUUGGCUCAGCCAAAAAGAAGAGGAAAACCCAUUGCAGAAAACAGACGCAAGCCUCGUACUAAAUUUGUGGAUGAAAUACUGGGAGUGACCCAUGAAGAUCGUCUGGAUGUACCAGUUGGUCAAAAUGUGAAUACAACUUUUGGUGCCCUGAAGACGGAUAUUAAACAAGACGAAAAGCUGGCUACAGUAUCAAAGAUCACCGAUUCGUCCAAGUCUACCAAGCCGACUAAAAGUGAGCUGUCCAGUUUUGCUCCGAAAAGAUUUAAAAGAAAAUCUGCUCCUGAAAGAAGAUCUAAUAAUGGUAAACUGCUGAAUAGAGGAGUCAAAAAAAACUUUGCUGUCAAAUUCGACAAAACCGACACGAUUACCUUAUUUCGUGCUGUGUGUAUUUCCAAAGCUUUCAACAUAAGUUCUAUUGAUUACGAUGCUAUAAGGGAACUUUUUGACAAUGUCACUGUUGAUUCCUUAAGAAAAACGUGGUCUGUAACUAGAAAAUCUAUUGGUGGGGGUGCAGUGGUAGACAAAGGAGUUGAAGACUUUCAGUUGAUUGUGAUGAGAGGAAUAGAUGAAGGAAAGGUUUUGGCUGGUGAUUUGGAAGAUAUUCGAAUACUGUUUUUUUUAGAUUUAUGGGGCAAUUAUGAAGGUGCCGACAAUGAGCUGGUUGACAAGAUGCCAUUGUAUAAGAAUGUGGCUGAUAAUUACAGGUACUACAAUAAAACAACAACCGAAACUUAUGUUGAUACUUUUGAGCAAAUUGAGCUUUUAUCAAUGAGGAUGAAGGAGAUGUCGCUUGCCAGUACUCCAUUCUACGUGUCUAAAGAUCCAGAGGAUCCGGUUUUGCCAAUAAAACCGCAUGAUGAGAUUCGAACCAUGUUGAAGGCGAUAUUUGGUACGUCCAAAGAAACAAGCACGUCAAGCAAGAUUGACAAGUUGUUGUCUGAUUUUCCUAAUAAGCAUAUUCAGGAAGCAUCUGAAGCGAUGAUUAAAGAUAGAGAAUUGUUGUAUUUUGGGACUGAUGACAGCCAAAACAAUUUCACUUUGACAGACAAGGUGUAUGAUUCCUUGUAUGUGCGUAUUCUGGCGUCAUUUUUCAAUAAAGCAGCUCAGUUUAAAGAUGAAUUAGUUAAUGUUUUCAGUUCCAAUAAGGGCUAUCCUUUAUCGCAGGGAAUUGAUAAUGGUAUCAUGGCCCAACUAUUGGACCUUGUGUCGAGCUCUUCGGUACUUCUAAAAAGAAUUGAGAAGGAAUACACUUUUGACGGAUAUGAAUCACGAUUGAUGGAUAAAAAUGAUUUGGAUUGUGAAAUUGUAUUGCAUAAAUCGCCAACGGGUGCAGCAAAUAUAGACGACCAAGACAUUCAUAUGAUUAUACCGGUCCCCACUGGGAAGCCAUGUAGCAGAAUUUGGUUGGAUAUAAAUGGACAAAUUGACGCUAAGUUAUGGCGAGAUAUUGUUGUGGCAAUUUUGUAUCAUGUUCACUUUCGUCCUGGUAUUCCAAUCGAUCUGAUUUUCCGAAAGUUUGAUUCUUUGUUGAGUGUAAAUGAUUUUACUGCAGUGAUUGACUGGUUGAAAAAGAGCGGGUGUAUUGAAAAAGGUGCUUAUAAUGGAUAUUCCACUUCAAAUAAUUGGCUAAAUAUAUUAGGAUACUGA
Messenger RNA from Candida albicans SC5314, 4200 nucleotides. RefSeq names its product transcription factor TFIIIC subunit. Gene Ontology annotation, cellular component: transcription factor TFIIIC complex. NCBI's taxonomy places the organism in Eukaryota, Fungi, Ascomycota, Pichiomycetes, Serinales, Debaryomycetaceae. The transcript has a single exon. Gene Ontology annotation, molecular function: DNA binding. Bases 1 to 4200 code for a protein of 1399 amino acids. The record is from RefSeq and is a predicted model, not a curated record. Gene Ontology annotation, biological process: 5S class rRNA transcription by RNA polymerase III; transcription initiation at RNA polymerase III promoter.